Musca vetustissima is the source of this 585-nucleotide messenger RNA. RefSeq names its product histone H1-I-like. Bases 1 to 585 code for a protein of 194 amino acids. Gene Ontology annotation, molecular function: DNA binding. Gene Ontology annotation, biological process: nucleosome assembly. The transcript has 2 exons. Gene Ontology annotation, cellular component: nucleosome. The record is from RefSeq and is a predicted model, not a curated record. NCBI's taxonomy places the organism in Eukaryota, Metazoa, Arthropoda, Insecta, Diptera, Muscidae.
AUGGUAAGUUCUAAUCCCGAUCCUGAUAACAACCAUGAUGCUGAGGAACGAAUUCAAUCACCAUUUGUUCCCAUUACCCCUAAGGAUUCCCUAUCCGCCAUGGAUUCCGAACCACCAAUUUCACCACCCAAAAAACCCAUGCCAAGAAAAAUCGCCCCGCUUCCCACUCGAAAGACAAUACCAACAAAAACAAUGGUAAUGGAGGCCCUAAAGACCAUAACCAAAUUAGACGAACCACAACCCGAUCCCUUAUCACGACAACGUAAAACUCUUAGCUUACGUGGUAUUCAGAAAUUUAUGGCCCUGAAAUAUUUCGUAACAAAGCCGGAUAUGAAAUCGCGUAUGCCUUAUGUGAAGAAAUACGUUCGAGAUUUAUUGGCCAAGGGCCAAUUGAAGAGUGUCAAACCGGGUGCCGGUAUAACGGGGUCAUUUUGGGUGCCAGCUAAAAGUGAAUUAAAAAAGGAAUUGAGGAGUAAACCGAAAAGAAGGGGUUCUAAGCCCAAGAAAUCUUUGGCAAGGAAGCAAAAGGGUGGUCGGAAGGUCAGACGAGGUGGUGGAAAAAUGCGAAUGUCGGGUCACAAUUAA